Messenger RNA from Polyodon spathula (Mississippi paddlefish), 1797 nucleotides. RefSeq names its product mucin 15, cell surface associated (gene muc15). The transcript has 4 exons. The record is from RefSeq and is a predicted model, not a curated record. Bases 276 to 1418 code for a protein of 380 amino acids. NCBI's taxonomy places the organism in Eukaryota, Metazoa, Chordata, Actinopteri, Acipenseriformes, Polyodontidae.
UUGACUGCCCCUCCCUGCUUGUGGAUGCAGCCAAGCUUUGGAGGUACAGCAGGUAAAGAAAUCAGGUCAGUCCAGUUCUCAGGCUCUCUGUUAUGGAUAUGAAGCCAAGCCUGCUUGUUCUCUCCAGUCUAAUUCAAAACACAGUUUCUGUCUGACUCACUUUCUCUGUUGCACCUGUAAGCAGGGCUCCCUGGGAAUCAAGAUAGAUUGCAGCUGCCUUUCUACAGAUCAGAAGCACAAGGAUCUUGAUAGAGAGACUCUUGCUCCCAGUAAAGAUGGCUUUUCCCUUGACACUUAUCACUGCAAUGAUUUCAAUCUUUGGCCUCCUAGGGGCCACACAAUCCCAGAUUUCAUUGACCACCAAUACUGUAGAAACCGUAGAAACCUAUUCAACAAAACCAUUCCAGGACACAGUCCCACUAGCAUCAACAACAAUAGCUGAACCUCAACCAACCACGGAGAAAACAACCAGUUCAGAAAAUUUAUUUUCCACCACAAGCACAUUAAAUAGUUCAACAAGCACUGCAGGGGAAGCCACUGUGACACCAGGUGCUAGCACUGGUCCAGAAACAACAACAGCCCUUACUGCCAGCACAGAGAUCACAACCCAUGCCCCGGCCACGCUUAAUCCAAUAACUCCAGGGGGCAACUAUUCAACCACAGGCACCUUCUCAUCUACCACUUCUAGCAGUAGAAACGACUCCACAACCACAAGCGGAAACUUCUCCACUUCUCCCCCAAGCGGAAACUUCUCCACUUCUACCCCAAGCGGAAACUUCUCCACUUCUACCCCAAGCGGAAACUUCUCCACUUCUCCCCCAAGCGGAAACUUCUCCACUUCUCCCCCAAGCGGAAACUUCUCCACUUCUACCCCAAGCGGAAACUUCUCCACUUCUACCCCAAGCGGAAACUUCUCCACUUCUACCCCAAGCGGAAACUUCUCCACUUCUACCCCAAACUUCUCAACAGCAGGAACAACAACAGCACUGAGCAGUACGACUGCAAACACCACCCCCAUGACUACAAAAUCUCCAGGGACCAUCAAGAGCAGUACGACACGCAAUCAAAUGAGUACCACCACCACCCCGGGGUCAGGGAACGUAUCCUUUCCUUCCAGAGGAUCCACUCCUCAAAGUAAACAAAAUGACGUUGGUGUCACAGUGGGAGCCAUCGUUGGAACAGCUCUAGGAAUCUCACUAGUGGCUCUGAUCCUCUACCUCAUAUUUAAGAAGAAAAAAUCUGAGUCCUUCAAUCACCGCAGACUCUAUGAAGACGUGUCUGCAGAUCCAGUUCUCCGAUUGGACAGCUCAGCCGAUCAACUUGAUCUACGCUAUGAGGGAUCAGCAUACUACAAUCCUGAAGUCACUGGGGACUCUAUCCAAAUGGCCAACAUCCACUCACAAGGGCAGAAUGCUUAGUGGACUUGGACAAGAAUGGGCUAACAUAAAAAUGAAUUAACAUAACCCAAUUAUUUAUACUGCAAUUAGGUAGAAAAAACAUCACCUAGUAUCUGACAAGCUGGCUUGAAUUACAAAAAAAACAACCUCAAAACAUCUAAUUUCAAAUAAUUCACUGUCGACUGUCAAGUUAGAAACGUACAGGUUUCCUCUGGUAAGAGAAACUGCCUUUCUGUAAAUGCCCAAAGUUACCAGUGAACACAAACCUCUGCAAGUUUAUUCAACAUAGAAUUCAAAGCUAGCUUCCAAAGAGAUUGCUGUAACGUUCCCAGGCAAGAACACAAUUUUUACUGUAUUCUGCAAUGUUAGCCUUACAAACACCAUUUAUAUUAUAUAUAUA